Messenger RNA from Cryptococcus amylolentus CBS 6039, 1221 nucleotides. RefSeq lists its product as hypothetical. The record is from RefSeq and is a predicted model, not a curated record. The coding region runs from base 1 to 1221 and encodes 406 amino acids. NCBI's taxonomy places the organism in Eukaryota, Fungi, Basidiomycota, Tremellomycetes, Tremellales, Cryptococcaceae. The transcript has 2 exons.
AUGAACGACACCAAAGACGACUCACAGGCGUCUGCCUCGUCCGACGACCACCCCAACAUCCCCAGCUUCUGCUACCGCCUCCCGCCCGAUCUCUCCUCCUCCAUCUUCAGCACCUUUAUAGCGGGCGCCGCGCGCGACGACAUUGCCAACCUCCUCUGCUCCUCCGAAUCGACCUAUCUCUUCUUCUCCUACCUCCUCCACGAAAAGUUGGCAGUCGACGGGACCAAGGCCACCGAGUUCUUUGGCGACUCUGUUAGCGAAGAUGGAGCGGUGUGGCCAUUGUGCCCCAGGGCGGGACAUUUGAGUGCGAAAGAGCUCGGCCAGGUGAUGCCCAAUGUGCCGGAGAGCUUGUGCCGCCGCUUUGCCGACUUUGACCCUGUGGUUCACCUGCUGAAUCUCGGGAUCAACGUCUUUUCCGAAGAAAAGGAUAAUCAGAUUGUUGCGUUGUUCAAGAAGGUGCUGCUGUGCCGGUCGAUCAAAAAGAUUGUGGUGAGAGAUGUCGCGGCUGCUGAAGUGCUGGCCGAGUUUAUCGUCAAUGUCCAAUCCAGCUUUUCCGACUUGUCCUCGUUCGACACUCUCUCCAACACUGUUACCGGGAGGUUCCUCGCAUUCAUGAAUGUCGAAUGGCUGGUAUUUGACGGUUCCUUUGCCAAGGAUAUCUGCAGCGACGAGACUGGGUGCGCGAACGACCCCGUCAGGACCGUCUUGAGAGAGAUCCGCCCUCACAACAUCUGUAUGUGGGCGCCCAAAGCAUUCCAAUUCCAAGAAGUCUCCAUCAUCCCGCAAGCUCUCCUCGACUAUGGCCUCGCAGAUCAGAUCGAGCGGCUCAUCAUCCACGACACGACAGUCUGCUCGCUCGUGCGCUACUAUCCUGCAAGACAUACCGAGUUUUACUUUGGGUCGUACUUGAACCCGGAGGAUGGAUCUUGUCGCAAUUGCCCCGGUAUGGCGAUGCCGUGCCAGUGCUGUACGACCGGCUAUAUCGAUUUCUUCAAGUUGUGUUUCACAGGCGCAGUGUCUGAUUGGACAGACGAAAGUGGCACUAACCAUCCCAGGUCAUUCGAGAUGCACGGGCUCGGAGUUGACAGAGCCAAGGUGGUCUUUCUCCUCGGCAAGCUUUGGCAGCACGACAGCUUGUGGAGUGACGCAGGUGACGAUUUGUUGCUGGUACAUGGGCCUAAUGAGAGUGUAAAGUGUUGCGAGGGAUGUGGGGAUGCGUGA